Messenger RNA from Diabrotica virgifera virgifera (western corn rootworm), 1228 nucleotides. RefSeq names its product microfibril-associated glycoprotein 4-like. Bases 106 to 1146 code for a protein of 346 amino acids. The transcript is spliced from 6 exons. Lineage: Eukaryota; Metazoa; Arthropoda; Insecta; Coleoptera; Chrysomelidae. The record is from RefSeq and is a predicted model, not a curated record.
UGGGUGUUAAAUAAUAGAUUAGAAUGGUAAAAUGCUAUAUUCUUUUCCUGUAUAAUCAAAAUUAUAAAUACCAAAUAAUAUAUGAUUUUUGUUUAGUAAGUCACAAUGAUUUCGUCUAUAGUUCUUCUCUUAUGUGUUUGCUCGAGCGAAUAUGUUGUGUCAGAAAAAUUAACUGCUGCUGCCCCUACCGAUAUAAAAUUAACAAAACUAUUGGACGUUAAAUUUGAAAGCAAAACCAGUUCGUUGAGAAGUGAUUUUGGAAGGUUUCUCUAUCCCCAAACUGAAGAGAUCGAUUUAGGAACCAAAAAUGAAUACUUUCAAGUUCCCUUAAAGUUGUCAUUUGGGAUAGAUAGGCAAAAUGGAAUUCAAGAAAACGAAAAAACUAUUUCAAGUAUUUCAAGUAUGUUUGACCAAUGUAAAUAUUUGGUAGGUAGAAGUCAAACACCAUUUUGUCGUUUGAAUCUAGUUGCGAUAAAUUCAGAAAAUAAUCAUCCAAGAAGUUGCAGAGAAAUCCUAGAAGCUGGAAACAACAAAUCUGGUGUAUACAAUAUUAAACCACGUACCAGCAGCAAACCAUUCGCUGUGCUGUGUGAUAUGGAAACCAAGGGUGGUGGAUGGACUCAUAUUCAAAAGAGAUUUGACGGAUCACAGGACUUUUAUCUACCUUGGAGAGAUUACAAAUUCGGUUUUGGCGAUCUAGUGGGUGAAUUCUGGCUUGGACUUGAAAAUAUUUAUCACAUGACAGCAUUCGAUAGAAAUGAACUUCUUAUAGAGUUAAUAGAUACGGACAAAAAUAUUAGCUAUGCACAAUAUUCAACGUUCUCAAUUGGCUGCGAAAAGGACGGAUACCCACUCAAGGAACUUACUGGAUACUCAGGAAAUGCAGGGGACGGUUUAAAAUACCAUAUCAAUUCAAAGUUUACAACAUUGGAUGUGGAUCAAGAUAAAGAUGCUGCAAAUUGCGCACAAAAAUAUGAGGGUGCUUGGUGGUAUACAGCUUGCCAUGAGAGCAACCUUAAUGGAAAAUAUAUGACAGUAGUACUUCCUGAUGCAUACAAAGCACAUGGUCUUAACUGGUAUCCUCUGAAAAAGAUAAACGUAAAUUUGGCAGGUUCCAGGAUGAUGAUUCGACCAGUUGAAGAAUAAACAGUUAUUAGUACAACAAUAUGGGCAUUAUUAAAAUAUGCCCCUUUAAUGUAAUAAUAUUUUAAUAUAAAUUUUAUGCAUA